CUCAACCAGAAUGUUUUCGCGCAGCUAUUCUUGACCAAGUGUUGCAGGUGGAUGAGUCUGCUGUUAAAACAGUUGAAUUAAACUUGGAACUUUACGACCGCAGUGCUAAACUUGCUAAAGAAAAUGGAGCAGAUAUUAUUGUUUUUGCUGAAGAUGGCAUUUUGGGCGUGUUUGACCGAGACAACGCGCACAUUGUGGGCGAAACCGUUCCAGAUCAUCAGGGUCAGUUCUGUGAUGGCAAAUACGCCACAUCAAAUCGCAUCAUUCACCGCCUUUCCUGCAUCUCAUCAACGCACAAAAUUUACAUUGCUGCCAACCUCAUUGACAUUCAACCUUGCUCGAAUCACACCAACGACAAAAAUCACACAUGUCCUCAUGAUGGCUUUUUUGCUUUCAAUACCGCAGUGCUCUUCGACAAAUCGGGAACACUGCUGGCAAAGUAUCACAAGAUUCAUCUUUUUGGAGAACUUUCAAAAAACCCGGCAAUCGAGGAAAAACUAGUUUACGUCAAAACCGAAAUUGGAAACUUGGGACUGCAAGUUUGUUUUGAUCUUUUAUAUAAAACUCCAGGGCAUUUAAUGGCAAAACAGAAACUAAUUGACACUCUUCUCUUUCCAACGUCCUGGGUAGAAGAGUCUCCCUUCUUGACGGCAGUUCAGGCUCAAUUGUCUUGGAGUUUGAAUCACAAAGUUAAUCUUCUUGCUGCCAACAUUCACCACCCUCAAGCUUCUAAAAAAGGCAGUGGCAUUUACGUAGGCUCAACACAAAAAUUUGAAGUGGUCAACUACUUGGAUGCAAGUACCCGACUUCUAAUAGCAAACUUGCCAAUAAAACCUGAAUUAAACGUUAGUUGCUCAUUGAAUGUAAGCACUUUCAAGAUUCCAAUGAAAUCUCCAGAAUACACAGAAAAGGACCCAAUGUAUUACUUUAAAAUUAAUAUGAAUUUAAAUGACACUAAGUUAAAAAAACUGGAAGUAAACAAAAGUGAGGCAGAAACAUGUUUUGGUGGAGUGUGUUGUCAUUUAAAAUAUCAAAUGGACGAGAAAACGAUUGAUGAUG
Messenger RNA from Rhagoletis zephyria (snowberry fruit fly), 1059 nucleotides. NCBI's taxonomy places the organism in Eukaryota, Metazoa, Arthropoda, Insecta, Diptera, Tephritidae. The record is from RefSeq and is a predicted model, not a curated record.